AUCUAGAGGGAGGAGGGUAAUACGAGGGUGGUGGUAGUUUGGCAUCAGCAGGGGUAGGAAAGGUGAUGUUUCUUUUGCCAAAGCCGCAAUAAAGGUAAGAAAACCAAAAGCUGGAAAGGGCCGUUGUCCAGACUCCACACAAUACACACACACACGGAGAGAGAGAGAGAGAGAGAGAGAGAGAGAGAGAGAGAGAGAGAGGUUUGUGUUUCAUUUCUUUUGUCUGCCAACAAACUAGGGCAGAGCUGAGAGCUCUAUUAUUUUGGUGGUGGGAUUUACUUUGGGAGAGAAGGGGUUUUGGAAGGCUGAGCUCACCAUAAUCUUUACUCUCUGACGCUUGUCUGUCUGCGCGCCACCCUCUCCUCCAGUGGAAUCAUCCAACCUCCUCCUAUAGGUUUUGCUGCUGCUGCUGCUCAAUAAAAGGAUGACCUGGAUCUUCUCAGUAUGCUAGCGUCCUCUUUACGAAGGGCAAGGACUUUGAAAUUAAAGUGACAAGAUUUGAGAAAAAGAAGGAGAAGAAGAGGGAAUAGAGUUGUAUCACUUCCUCCUGUUGUUGUUUAUUUGCUUGCUUUCUAUUCGUUAGCGUCUUUGAAGUGCCCCUUUGCAACUGUUGUUGUUGGGACAUGAGCGAGCAAGUGCUGUUGGUGAUGGAAUCCGGGGUGUUGUUUGUCCAAACCCUUUGGUAGAGAAGCCAAGAGGUGCACUGUAACCAGAUUUUAGCAUAGCAACAAGUCCAAGAGGAGUUGGAAGGAGCAGUUUAAAGGAGAGAGCUGGAAGAGAAAGAAAUAAAGUAGAGUCCAGAUACCAGAAGGACUCACGCCACUGAAGUGAAAAUUUAAGAGGAGGCGGCCUGCCUUUCCGCUGAAACUUAAAAGAGGAAGAGAAAGAGGAGAAGAGGAAGAAAGAGGACCGAUUGGUUCCAUCAGCAGCAGCCACCAAUAAAACUCUUCGGCCACCACGGCUUCUUCUUCAGAGCAUGCUCGUCUCUCGGAGAGGAUGGAAGAGAGCAGCCACCAGCAGCAGCAGCAGCAGCUCCUCCUCCUCCACCACCACCAACAGCGGCAGCAGCAGCGGCCGCUGCCCCAUAAUUCUAGGCUGGGGGGUUUGAGGGGGGCCGCCGGUGAGGUCGUGGAGGUCUCGGGGGGCCACAUUGUGCGGUCGACCGGGCGCAAGGACCGGCACAGCAAGGUGUGCACCGCCAAGGGCCUGCGGGACCGCCGUGUCCGCCUCUCGGCCCACACCGCUAUCCAGUUCUACGAUGUCCAGGACCGCCUUGGCUACGACCGUCCCAGCAAGGCCGUCGACUGGCUCCUCGAGCACGCCAAGCCUUCCAUUGAUGAGCUCGCUGAGCUCCCCCGCUGGCAUCCGCCCACCACUACCUCAUCCUCCAAUCCUUCUCCACCUUCCAAUCAACAUGACCUCCAUGAACAGCCUGUGCCCACCGAGCCAGCUGCUGACCAAGGCGCCUACAGCGGUGCUACUUUCCUCCCUCCGUUGAAUUCCGACUCCAUUGCGGAUACCAUCAAGACCUUCUUUCCUAUGGCUACAACAACUGCUUCAUCCUCUUACCAGAAUUACCCGCCGGACCUCGUAUCUCGCAGCAGUAACCAAGCUCAAGAUCUCCGCCUCUCCCUUCAAUCCUUGCAAGAUCCCAUGUUUCACCAGAAUCAAACACCUGCUGCUUCCUCCCAGCAGAACUUCCUCUCUGGCAAUUUAGCCUUCGGCUCCGCCUCCGCCAGCUGGCCCGAGCAAAACCAGAGGGUUGUUGCGUGGAAUGUGGCGCAGACUGGCGACGGAGGCGGCGGCGGAGGUGAUGGAGCUUAUGGGUCCAACAUGCCACCACCGCAGGCGGUGCCACUGCACCCGGCGCUCAGCCUAAGCCAGCUUUUUUCUCAGAGGGGAACCCUUCAGUCCAGUAACUCGCCACCGGUUCGUUCUUGGAUGGAUCCGAUUGCUGCCGCGGCUGGUCAUCAGAUCCACCCGGCAGGAAUCCAUUCGUCGUGGCCAUCAGUUACAGCCACGGGAUUCAUAUUCAGCGAUGGUGGUGGCUUCUCGGGGUUCCACAUCCCAGCGUGGAUACAGGGUGAGGAGGAGCACGGCGGCAUCUCCAGUAAGCCGCCAUCUGAUUCCUCUGCUUCCAAUCAUUGAUAGAAAGGAAGAAGAGAGAGAGAGAGAGAGACCGAAUGGACAGCCCACCAUCCUUCCUCACCAGUCACCAGAAAGUUCACAUUAGUCUGCCAUGGGCUUCUCCCAUUAAUCUUUCUCAAGUUUAAUCAGAUGCCGUUUUCUUAAUUAACUUGCCACUUUUUACUCGUAGCUUAGGAUUGCUUGGUUCAUGUAGUCGAUAAGAGAGAGAGAGAGAGAGAGAUUCUCUGCUGAUAUCUAGGAACCAGGUUUUCAUGCGCUGGGUUGGUCUCAGUUCAUUCUAUUUUCCUUGCUCUUAUGUUAAUGGGCUCUGAGAGCCUUCCUUGGUUGGCCAUGGUUAGACCAAGUGGUUGUUAUUGCAUUGUAUUAGUUGUUGAGCAUUUGCUCAAUCUGUUUGUUUGUUAAUGAUGAAGGUUUACUCUUAUGGCGGCUAAGGUGAAGAUCCUGGUCUCUGGUCACCUGGGAAUGCUCUGGAAAAUGGUUUCUUUGAAAUUUGUCAAAGAAAAGAGAAUUCAAGAGAAUCAAAGAAACUAGUGUAGAUUUUGACAAGAAGCCAUGGGUUGUUUUCACUCCUCAUGCCGAUAAGGAGAGGUAGGAGCUGAGAGGUUUUGGCUUCUCUAUAAUUGGCCAUAAAUGGUCUCUUUCCCAAUACCUUUGCCACAUAUUAAUUUUGUUUGUGUAAAAAAAGCAGCAGCCAUGGCACUUUUUUUUUUGUUGACACUUCAGCUUCCUCAGACAACCAAAAAUGAUGAAUAAAAUAUGAACUUCAUGAU
Messenger RNA from Phoenix dactylifera (date palm), 2918 nucleotides. Its product is annotated as transcription factor TCP4-like. Gene Ontology annotation, molecular function: DNA-binding transcription factor activity; sequence-specific DNA binding. NCBI's taxonomy places the organism in Eukaryota, Viridiplantae, Streptophyta, Magnoliopsida, Arecales, Arecaceae. The record is from RefSeq and is a predicted model, not a curated record. Gene Ontology annotation, cellular component: nucleus.